AUGGUAGUACGAACUCCUAGGCGCGCAGCGCACAAGAGGACUCCCUACAAACAGAGAACACAGGAGGUGCCCGAGCAAGAAAACACUCUCCCGAAUUCAAACUUGAUUGAUCUCAUCAAGUACUACAAAGAGAAGGAGGAAAUAAGAGAGGAGUAUAUAAAUGCACUGAAGGCAGAGAACACUCACUUAAGAAACAGUCUUGUAGUGCCAGACCAGUCGGUUUUCACUGGAAUGACAAUAUCCAGAGUGGAGGACACGCUAUACUGCAAGCAAACCAUAGAGAAGGACGGCGUCGUCUGCUCACUUUCUUUUUUAUUAGAGGAGCAUGAAAUGAUCUACACUUACAUAUACCAAGAAAGCAGAAACAUAAAAGACCUCCCAGACUACUUACAGAGAACCAUUAACUUCCCGAAGACACAGGUAAAGAUCUUCUUCUUUAAUAUUUACCAGUGUGUAGCUAAGGACGACGACGAUGAAUAA
Molecule: messenger RNA, 480 nt
Organism: Nematocida ausubeli
Lineage: Eukaryota; Fungi; Microsporidia
Exons: 1
Coding region: 1-480 (159 amino acids)
Source: RefSeq, a predicted model, not a curated record